Blumeria graminis f. sp. triticale is the source of this 489-nucleotide messenger RNA. NCBI's taxonomy places the organism in Eukaryota, Fungi, Ascomycota, Leotiomycetes, Helotiales, Erysiphaceae. The record is from the annotation of a GenBank genome assembly.
AUGACACUUAAAAUAUUCCACCUUAGAACUUUCACAGUUAUCGAUGUGAACGAUAAUGAGAGGUUGGCAAGACAGGAGGUGAUCGUAACCCUGGAGAUUGAUUCCUUUCAUGAGGAAUUUGAAGAAGACUUCUGUGCGGUAGAACAACUCACUGUAAUGACGAUUGAAGAGUCAUCUUUCCAGACUCUUGAAGCUCUUACGGACCAAAUCGGUCGUAGAGUGGCGGAAUAUUUUUUAUAUCCGCUGAUUCAGAAGACACCAGAACUACGAGACUUAGAUUGUGGUUGGCCAACAAUCAAGAUCCAACUGUCAAAGCCCACAGCUGUAGUAUUUGCAGAAGCUCCAACAGUAGAGACGUUGAUUGACUCGAAACAGUAUGUUAGGGACUCUAAAAUUUCAGUCCAAAGUGCGCACCAUAAGCCGCCCUUCCCCAUAUCAGGGAGGCUAGAAGACUGGAUUAAAAAGAUAAAGAAAGGAGCGGAAAAUUAA